Molecule: messenger RNA, 1473 nt
Organism: Calliphora vicina (urban bluebottle blowfly)
Lineage: Eukaryota; Metazoa; Arthropoda; Insecta; Diptera; Calliphoridae
Gene: cort
Product: cortex
Exons: 7
Coding region: 1-1473 (490 amino acids)
Biological process (GO): anaphase-promoting complex-dependent catabolic process; positive regulation of anaphase-promoting complex-dependent catabolic process; positive regulation of ubiquitin protein ligase activity
Cellular component (GO): anaphase-promoting complex
Molecular function (GO): protein binding; anaphase-promoting complex binding; ubiquitin ligase activator activity
Source: RefSeq, a predicted model, not a curated record
AUGUGCGAUAGUUUAAAGCGUGAAUCUACUCACAAGAACACAAUGAUUUCAUUAAAGAAAAAAGCAAAUCAAUUAGAGAACGAAGUUACCGAGAAAAUCAAUACACCAGAUAAACCCAUACCAAUAUUUUAUGGAGAUCGUUUUAUACCUCGACGAUUUUUAUUAAAAAAUUGUGAAAACAACUUGAAAUUCGCUUUGAAAAAGCCGUCUAGAGAUGUUCUUUCAUUGUGUACUAGCAAUGACUAUUGGAGAGAGAAUACCUAUUUGCCAACGAUAAAUUUUAUAAUGGAAAUGACACAGGAUCGUAUACUGCAGCUAAUGGAUCCAGUAGUGAAAUCAACUGGUCUUAUGUUAAGAUCACGUUGCCGAGACAUCAAUGAAAAUAAUUGUUUUUUAUAUGAUUGGCCUUGCAGGCCUCGAUCGAAACCAUCUGUAUCUCUUGAUACCACUUUUGAUCUGCCAGAUUAUGAUUCCAGCUGUGAUCAGAACCUAGUUGAUUGGUCAAUACGAGGUCAAAUUGCCGUUUCUUUUGGUCACGAUGUAAUAAUAUGGCAAAGCAAGGAAGAUAUAACCAUGGCCUUCGAUAUUAAGUGUCCACGAUCGUUGGCAUAUAGUCCGAAUGGGGAGUUUUUGGCUAUUGGCUGCAAGUCUUGUGAAUACCCAGUAUUGGAACUGUGGGAUGUGUCAUGUCCUCAAGAUUUUUGUGUAAUUUGUGGAAAAGCGUUUGGUUUAAAACACAUUGCUGUGCAAUGCAUUGAGUGGACCUCAUCGGGCAAACAAAUUGUAUGUGGAACCCACUAUGGAUCUAUGUACAUUUUAUCCAUUCCCGAUAUGAAUACUAUCAAGAAGAUACGGAAGCAUCAUUUGCCAAUAACAAUAAUACGUUUCUCACCCACCAUGCGUUAUUUGGCCAGUGGGGAUUCUGAGGGAAACAUUGUCAUCUAUAACUGGAAUAUGUGCACUGUAUAUCUGUAUGUAAGAUCCAGACGUAAACUGAAUGUCGUUUUCGAUUGGCAUCCGUGGACUGGAGUUGAUUUGGCCAUCUCCGAGGAUGUUCCUGCUUCCAUUGUGCUUCUACAUGUUCCCACCAAGAAAAUCGUUGCAUAUUAUCAACAAAAUGGGUCAAAAAUUGCAAUUAAUUAUAUAUCGUUUAGUAAACUUACAGGUGAAUUACUGGUCAGCACUUCCAGUCAAGAUGGAAACGCAUGUAAUGAUUAUAAGGUUUUAGUAAUGUCUUCGCUAGAUCGAAUUGUAGACAUACUGAAAAUACCAGAUGGUGGAGCCAGAUUUUUAAUGUGGAGUCCAGAUGGUACAAGAGUUGCCACAACUGGAAAUGAUGAGACUCUAACUUUGUGGAAUUUUUAUCCAGCGAAAAAAAGCAAAUAUUUUAAGAAACUUAAUGGAUUAAAAGCAAAAUCUUCAAUGGAAUCUAAAUUUGGAAAUCAAUUUAAAAAAUGGUGUUAUUUAAAAUGA